Molecule: messenger RNA, 2937 nt
Organism: Propithecus coquereli (Coquerel's sifaka)
Lineage: Eukaryota; Metazoa; Chordata; Mammalia; Primates; Indriidae
Gene: ADAM15
Product: ADAM metallopeptidase domain 15
Exons: 23
Coding region: 113-2692 (859 amino acids)
Biological process (GO): innate immune response; integrin-mediated signaling pathway; proteolysis
Molecular function (GO): integrin binding; metalloendopeptidase activity
Source: RefSeq, a predicted model, not a curated record
GCCUGGUGGCAGCGCUGCGCGGCAGGGCGCUCCAAGCAGACCCGGCCGCGGGCGGCUCCUCCGCGAGCGGUCUCGCACCUGCUGCCCUCGCCCAACCCAGGGCGCCGCUGCCAUGCGGCUGGCGCUGCUGUGGGCCCUGGGGCUCCUGGGCGCGGGCAGCCCUCUGCCCACCUGGCCGCUCCCAAGUAUAGGUGGCACUGAGGAGCAGCAGGCAAGGUCAGAGAGAGCCCUGAGUGGGCCCUUGGAGCCCCAGGUCCUUGAGGACAACCUCCCGAUUAACCUAGCAGAGGUACUUCAGACCAGUCUGCCUGAGUCCCUGAGGAUCAAAUUGGAGCUGGAUGGUGAAAGUCAUAUCCUGGAGCUGCUACAGAAUAGGGAGUCAGCCCUAGGCCGCCCAACCCUGAUGUGGUACCAGCCCGAUGGCACUCGGGUGGUCAGUGAGGGACACACUCUGGAGAACUGCUGCUACCAGGGAGGAGUGCAGGGCCAUGCGGACUCCUGGGUGUCCAUCUGCACCUGCUCUGGUCUCAGGGGCUUAGUCGUCCUGUCUCCAGAGAGAAGCUACACCCUGGAGCAGGGGCCUGGGGACCUUCAGGGUCCUCCCAUUAUCUCCCGAAUCCAAGACCUCCUCCUGCCAGGCCACACCUGUACCCUCCGCCGGCGUGCAUCUGUGCCCACUCAGGCUCCACCAGAGGGACAGCGCCACAUUCGCAGGAGGCGGGAUGUGGUGACAGAGACCAAGAUUGUUGAGCUGGUGAUCGUAGCUGAUCAUUCGGAGGUCCAGAGGUACCCAGACUUCCAGCGCCUGCUGAACCGCACGCUAGAAGUGGCCCUUCUGUUGGACACAUUCUUCCGGCCCCUGAAUGUACGAGUGGCACUAGUGGGCCUGGAGGCCUGGACCCAUCGUGACCUGGUGGUGAUAAGCCCAGACCCGGCUGUCACGCUAGACAACUUCCUCCACUGGCGCCAGGCAGACUUGCUGCCUCGCUUGCCCCAUGACAGUGCCCAGCUGAUGACUAGCACUUCAUUCUCUGGUCCUACGGUAGGCAUGGCCAUUCAGAACUCCAUCUGUUCUCCUGAAUUCUCAGGAGGCGUGAACAUGGACCACUCCACAAGCACCCUGGGAGUCGCCGCCUCCAUAGCCCACGAGUUGGGCCACAGCCUGGGCCUGGACCAUGAUUCACCUGGGAACAGCUGCCCCUGUCCGGGUCCAGCCCCAGCCAAGAGCUGCAUCAUGGAGGCCUCCACAGACUUCCUGCCAGGCCUGAACUUCAGCAACUGCAGCCGACAGGCCCUGGAGAAAGCCCUCCUGGAGGGGAUGGGCAGCUGCCUCUUUGAACGGCUGCCCAGCCUGCCCUCUCUGGCCGCCUUCUGUGGAAAUAUGCUCGUGGAGCCUGGCGAACAGUGUGACUGUGGCUUCCCAGAUGACUGCACUGAUCCCUGCUGUGAUUACUCCACCUGCCAGCUGAGGCCAGGGGCACAGUGUGCAUCUGAUGGACCCUGUUGUCAAAAUUGCCAGCUGCGCCCGGCUGGCUGGCAGUGCCGCCCUACCAGAGGCGACUGUGACUUGCCUGAGUUCUGCCCUGGAGACAGCUCCCAGUGUCCCCCUGAUGUCAGCCUGGGGGAUGGUGAACCCUGCGCUGGCGGACAGGCUGUGUGCAUGCACGGGCGUUGCGCCUCCUAUGCCCAGCAGUGCCAGUCACUUUGGGGACCUGGGGCCCAGCCUGCCAUGCCACUUUGCCUCCAUACAGCCAACACUCGGGGGGAUGCCUUUGGGAGCUGUGGGCGCAGCGGCAAAGACAGCUAUGUGUCCUGUGCCCCUAGAGAUGCCAUUUGUGGGCAGCUUCAGUGCCAAGGGGGUAGGGCCCAACCUCUGCUGGGCUCAGUCCGGGAUCUGCGUGGGGAGACACUGGAAGCAAACGGGACCCAGCUGAAUUGCAGCUGGGUGCACCUGGACCUAGGCGACGAUGUGGCCCAGCCCCUCCUGACUCUGCCUGGCACAGCGUGUGGUCCUGGCUUGGUAUGCAUAGCCCAUCGAUGCCAGCCCGUGGAUCUCCUGGGAGCACAGGAAUGUCGGAGCAAAUGCCAUGGCCAUGGGGUCUGUGACAGCAAUAGGCACUGCCACUGUGAGAAGGGCUGGGCGCCCCCUGACUGCACCACCCAGCUCAGAGCAAACAGCUCCCUGACCACAGGGCUCAUCCUCAGUCUCCUGUUGUUACUAGUCCUGGUGCUGCUUGGUGCCAGCUACUGGUACCGUGGCCGCCUACGCCAGCAACUCUGCCAGCUCAAGGGACCCAGCUGCCAAUACAGGGCAGCCCAGUCUGGUCCUCCUGAACGGCCAGGACCCCCACAGAGGGCCCUGCUGAUGCCAGGCACUAAGGCUACUGUUCUCGGCUUCCCGGCACCCCCCUGUAGGCCGCUGCCACCUGACCCUGUGCCUAAGAGACUCCAGGCUGAGCUCGCUGACCGACCCAAUCCCCCCACCCGCCCUCUGCCCGCUGACCCGGUGGUGAGGAGCCCGAAGUCUCAGGGGCCUGCCAAGCCCCCACCCCCAAGGAAACCACUGCCUGCCAACCCCCAGGGCCGGUGCCCAUCGGUCGACCUGCCUGGCCCAGGAGCUGGAAUCCCGCCCCUAGUGGCACCCUCCAGGCCAGCGCCACCACCCCCAGCAGUGUUCUCGCUCUACCUCUGACCUCUCCUGAGGACUCCAAACCGGACUUAGGACUUCAAGAGGCGGACUUGCCCCCUGGAGUACCCUGCCAUGACUGAAGGAGCCGGAGCCUGUACGGAGCGGAACGGUUGUCUUAAGGCGCCAGGCACGCACGAGCUGUCAAGCAGGACUCUGGGGACCUGCCCACGUCGUUGCAGCCCGGGGUUGGGGAGGGGCUGGGGCCUGGACAGGGUUGAGGGAGGUGCGCACAGCCUGUCUCUGCAAUA